CCCCGAAAAAAUUCAGUCGCACUUUGGACGGCAAGGAGGAAGGACGUCAUCUCCUCUCACGUAUUUCCUAUAGCUUUUAACACGUACCGAAGAGAGGAAGCCAGAAAUGUCCGCUGCGGGGAGCACUAUCGACAGCGAGUCCUCGGGAGACCUGAGCUACACGGAGUGGGUGAAGGGCGUGCGGCAGCGCUCCCAAUGGCAGUUCGCAUUGGAGAGCGGCAGGAGGAGGAAGGCGAUGGAGGUAGAAGUGAAGAGAGAGAAAGAGCAGGAGGAGGAAGACGAAGAUAACCUGCCAGCCCUGGAGAAGCUAGUCCUCACGGAGGAGAGACCCUUGCGCGACGAGGGCGGCGAGGAGGCCACUCUCCUCGGCAGGAGCGAGAUGCCGCCGCCGGAGGACCCGGUGGAGCUGCUCUGCGUCAUCGAGCACAGGGAGCCCUCGGCGCUCGAUGACACGCCAGGCAAGGAAAAACUGCAAAAUAAUUGUGUGAUUCACCUUCGCGCACACAUGAAGAACUGUGAACCUGUCGGUUACGGCUGCGUAAAGAUCCGCGCACUCAAGACCAUGCCGCCCAUGCUCGCGCUCAGCUGGUCGGAGGCGGUCGAGGGUCAGAUGGGCAUCUGGGCCAAGGAGGACCUCGGCGCCAACAGCUUCUUCGGGCCGUACGAGGGCAAGAAGCCGCCCUACUCCACCAAGACUCGCAAGUGCUCCUGUUGCAUGAGGGUAGAGAAGACCCACCUCCAGUCCACCCUGCCCGUCGAUCCUUCCUUGCCGAAAUACAACUGGAUGCGGUUCGUUCGCGGUGUCCAGGGCGGUUCCGAAGCCAACCUCAAGCCGCAGAUUCACCAGGGACAGAUUUUCUUCGCAGCCACGCGAACCAUUAAGAAGGGAACGGAACUGCUCGUUAAUCUCAACCCAGGCAGAAAACAAGCCUAUGAGGUGACUAGGAAGUGGUCAUCGUAUUAACUUCGUAGGUGACCGUUGAUGCUGGGAUGACCCAAAGCCUCCCAUUAGGCCUAAGUGACGUAUUAGAUCAUAAGAAUUGUUCAUUUUUAUCGCCAUCUUCAGCUCAGAACGCAACAGCACGGAGUUUGUUUGUAUGUUUUUUGCAUGUAAAAGGCAUCGAUUUUAUAAAUAUCAUUUUCAUUUAUACUCAACAGCUUAUGGAUUUUUAAGUGUUAUGUUUUUUUGUUGUGUUAAUCCACA
Penaeus vannamei (Pacific white shrimp) is the source of this 1204-nucleotide messenger RNA. RefSeq lists its product as uncharacterized. The record is from RefSeq and is a predicted model, not a curated record. Gene Ontology annotation, molecular function: protein binding. NCBI's taxonomy places the organism in Eukaryota, Metazoa, Arthropoda, Malacostraca, Decapoda, Penaeidae.